UUUUGGAAUAAAAAAUUAAAACGGCGGCUUUCAAAAUGUGCUGACUUUUUAAAUGACAACAAAAUAUUUUACUUAUUGUAUUACCACUAAGAAGAUUUCUGAGCGAUAAGAGUUUUUUUGUUAGUUUUUAAUCUCCCUGAGAAAUUAACGCGCAAUCAAAGGCUUUAAAGCAGCUGUGUGAGGCCCCGCCCCCUCCUCUGACACUGAACCUCGAUCCGGAUCAGGCGCUUCACUCAGACACGGCAUGUUUGACCUCUGAGCAUCAAAAUGUGUUCAAUUCCCGGACUCCCAACUCCAGGAUCAGAAGUGUCUGUUCUCGUCACAAGGGUAAAUCCGAACUCCAGUUGGGGUCUCGUGGAAUUAUGGGUCAACAUAGGACAUGAGAGGAAUCCUAUUUAUGCACAAAUGAGAGAGGAAAUCCAGAUUCCUAAAAGAAAGUUCAAUGGGUGUGAAGGAAAACCGGCAGAUCUCUGCCUUGUUUGCAUCAGUGACACCUGGCACAGAGCUCGGAUUGUAUCCAGUCAAAGUGAAACUUACAAUGUCUUUCUGAUCGACCAGGGACAGCUCCAUAUCACCACAAAUGAAGCAUUAGCUUGGGGCCAGAGUGACUGUUUUCUCCUUCCUCCAGAAAUGAAAUCCUGCAUACUUGCAAAUGUCCUCUCCCUUGAGGAUACCUGGUCUGAAAAAGCCUCAAAUAUUCUGAAGUCUUUGCACGGGAAGUCUUUGAAGGGACUGGUUCAACAUGUGCUAAUGCCAGAACGGUUCAUUCUCCUUGAUAUACCAACGGUUUCCAAACAUAUGUCCAUGUUAGGGAUAGCAAAGAAGGUACCAGCAGAUGAGUUUAAAUGCCUCGUUCAGGAGCGCCUGUAUUUACAAAAAGGAGUGGCUCCUGAAGUUCACCUGAAUGUCAGUCUCCAAGCUGGAAAAAAUCCCCAGUACUAUUACCCAGAACUGUUAACUGAAACUUUUGAAACUGUUAACGUGACAGAGGUAUACAGUCCACACAGCAUAUUUUGCAAAAUCAAAAUUUUGACCAAGGCAGUAAAGAACAUAUCAGAGCAGAUCCAGCAGCACUAUGAAGCAGGUUUGGAUUUUGAAGACGCUCAACCACGGACCUGCGGGGAUCCAUGUGCUGCAAAAGGCAAAAACAGCAGGUGGAAUCGCUCUUUGCUGAAGGAAAACAUGAAAAGCAAUGGCUCUGUAGAAGUCUUGCAUGUGGAUGAAGGAAAAACUGAGCUUGUCCCAGUUGAUGACAUUAAACCACUGCAUGAAGAAUUCCUGAAAAUGCCUGUUUUCACAUAUCCCUGUUCUAUGGAUGGUGUUGAAAACAAUGGGACAGGAUGGACUACUGAGCAGACAGAUUACUUGAAAUCACUGCUGCUAAACCAGACAGUCAUGGCAAAGUUGAACAGCCAUGAUAUACUUCAAGAUGUAUACAAUGUCACCCUUCAUGCAUUUAAUGGUGAAUGUAUAAACAGUAACUUCACGGCAAAAACAGGAAUCCUUUCACCCUUAAAAACUGAAGAAGAUUCAAAAGUUCCAGCUGUUUUAUCAUCUCUUUGUUCCCAUGGAGAUGAACAAAGUGUGGAUCUCAGCAAGGACGACGUAAACAUUGACGCUUUACAAGAGGAAACUUUACCAAGAACCAAGGACCUUGAUGUCAAUGGCAGAGCAGCUGAUCUUGACACUUCUGAUGUUAUCUACAUCCAAGAGAGCUCAGAGCAUGCAGACCCUGUAGUGCCAAGCAACAGCCGUCAUCAUGCAGGUUUCCAUUAUGUGAUGCAGAAUGCUGAUGACCCUGACGAUGUGUAUACUGUAGGGAGAAGUAUCAAUGUAAAGGUGUCUUGCAUUGAGAGUCUACAAAAGUUCUGGUGUCAAACAGCAGACAAUAGCGACCUCCUUAAACACCUUAUGCAAGACCUGCAAAACCACUACGAAUCCAACCACCCUGGGCCUCUUGUUGAGUCCAUCUGUGUCGCCCGUAAUCCAGACAACAACAUGUGGUCCAGAGCAAGGAUCAUUGCAAGUCAUCACUCCCCUGUGGUAGAUGUGAGGUUUAUAGACUACGGACACACUCGGAAAGUUCCACUCCAAGAUGUGCGCCCCAUUGACCCAGCUUUCUUGCGUCUACAUGCACAAGCCUUUCAGUGUUGCUUAUUCAAUCUGAAAAAUCCCUCUAAUCCCACAGCCAUCAGUGGGACUGAUGCUGCUUUAGAAGAGUUUAUGAAGUUCAUGGAUUGGAGUGCUUUGUCAAAUACUGGGUUAAAAUGCAUUGUCAAAGCUGUAACCUCUGAUGAAGAUGGUGUGCCUCUUAAUGUGGUGGAUAUUGAAGCAUCAUCUGAGAGUGCAUGCAAGCGUCUUGCUGAGAUAUUUGCACAGGCUGAGACUCCAGUGCCGAUUCCACCAGAAAUGCAAUCAGAUGCAUACAAUUAUUCUACACACAAUAUUGACGUUGGCGCCAAAGAAGCUGUGCAUGUUACCUCUUCAAACAGUGUCAAUCACUUAUACUGUCAACUCAACAGGAACUCUAGUUUGUUGGACAAAGUGAUGGAAAAUGUGAAACAACUAAUUGGCCAGUCAAAGUGCACAGGUCACCCACUCAGACUGAACAGCAUUUGCUUUGCUAAGUAUACUGAUAAUCAGUGGUACAGAGGUCAAGUAGUAGAAAUGUCUCCAAAACUCAAAGUCAAGUUAGUGGACUACGGUGAUACCCUUGCACUAAAUGAAUCUGACGUGCGUCCCUUUCCCACUGAAGCAGGUAUUGCCAGGUCAGCUCCUGUGCAGGCUGUUCCACUUGGACUCUACAAUGUCCCUGCAGAGGUGCCACAGGAAGUCAAUCAGUGGUUUGCAGAUGAGGCUAUUGGCUGUAAUUUCACCAUUUCAGUAGUGGCAAAAGAAGCAAACGGGAAGCUAAUUGUUGAACUGUUUGUAGGAUCUCUAAAUGUUAAUAAGAAAGUCAGAGAGAUGAUUCACAUGACACAACAAAAGGUCGCUAAGGGUCUUAUUCAGAAGACUAAUCAGCAGCUCUAUAUCAGUUCUACACACACUGAUGUGCCAAAUGGGGACUGUCUAGUGGAAGAGCUCAUGACCCAAACAGUAAUACCAAAGAUGGCAGAAGGAGAUCAAGCCAAUAAAAGCAAUGCAAUGUGUUGUGGAGAUCAGCUGCAUGAGUGUUCACAAUCCGUGACAUAUGCAACCCAAGAUGACCUUGAAAUUACUCUGGAUUCACAUCUGACUUUGGAUGUCAUUCUUGAAGCCAGUGAAUCUGUGUUGACAGAGACUUUCAUACAGGAUGGCGACAGCGACUCAAAACUGAUAAAACAUUCCCCACCUUCAUGUCCCGAAGGAAACCUGAACAUCUGCAUGUACCAGAAGCCAAACAUUUCUCCAAACAAGACAGAAGAUGUUUAUGCUUCCUGCAUUGUUGGACCAAAUCACUUCUGGUGUCAGUACGCCAACACUGAAGACCUGAACCUGGUGUCCAGGCUUGCUCAGGAGGCAGGGAAGACACAGCAGGACACACUGUUCACCAAGAGUUUGGACCGUGGUAAUCCAUGCCUUGCUCUUUUUUCCAGUGACAACCAGUGGUACCGCGCUCAGGUACUCCAGAGGACUGAGAGUUCACUUCUUGUUCUGUUUAUUGACUAUGGAAAUGAGUCAGACGUUGACAUAAAAAAUGUGAGACCCUUGCCACAGACUCUGCUGGAUGCAGCUCCUCAGGCCUUUUUCUGCUCUUUGAAUGGAUUUGACGAGUCCAGGGGCUCCUGGGAUGACGAUGCUUAUGAUGACUUCUACACACGAUUGGUCGAUAAACAACUCAGAGUGACAGUGUUUAAUGUGGGCAACCAUUCAGGGAUAACAGUGCCCAAAUUUGCAGUGCAAAUACAGUCUGACAAUGUGCUUGUUAAUGAAGCAAUGCAGAAAUACUGGAAGACGGCUGCCAAAGAAUGUGUCGAGACAGACAACAUCCAAUUGGAGAACUCGAUCCAGGACAGUCAAACUGAGUUCAACCAUACACACCUCAGUGUUUCCAAAGGAAGUGUGAAUAAUGUCACGUACAAGAAGCCAAACAUCUCCAAAAACCAAACAGAGGAGGUAUAUGCUUCAUGUAUUCCUGAACCUCAUUUUUUUUGGUGUCAGUACGCCGACAUGGAGGAGGAGCUCCGCAAAAUAUCACAGCUAGUUCAGAAAGCAGCUCAGGCCCAGCAGAACGAUGUGUUGCCCCAGACUCUUGUUCCUGGCAGUCCUUGCCUUGCUCUGUUUCCCAGUGAUGGACAGUGGUAUCGAGCUCAAGUUCUUCACAGAGUCGAUGACGCUUUCCAUGUUCUCUUUAUUGACUAUGGAAAUGAGUCUAACACAAUGAAUGUGAGACCAGUCCCUCAGACUCUGCUGGAUAUGGCUCCACGGGCCUUAUUAUGUUCUUUAGAUGGAUUUGAUGUGUCAAAGGGCUCUUGGGAUGAUGAUGUUUCUGAAGACUUCUUCAAUCUUCUGGUUGACAAACCACUAAAACUGAGAGUGCUCAACAUGAAGAACAAUUUGAAAAUUCAUACUCCACAGUAUAAUGUAGAAAUUGAGUGUGAAGGAGUGCUGGUAAAUGCAGCCAUGAAGAAAUACUGGAAAACAUCUUCUGAAGAAAGUGUUUCGAAGAAAAGCCCUCAAACUGAAACUUCACUCCAGAAAAGUCAAACUGAGUCCAACACAACACAGAUCACUUUUUCCAAAGAAAAUGUGAAUGCUGUCAUGUACAGAGAGCCGGAAGUUUCCAGAAUUAAAGCAGAGAUGGUGUACGCCUCUUGUAUUGUGGAACCCAGUUACUUUUGGUGUCAGUAUGCCAACACAGAGGAACUCAACAAAGUAUCUCAGCUUGCUCAGGAAGCAGGACUAAAACAACAUGACCUAGAGUUUGCUGACUCCCUUAGUCCUGGCAGUCCAUGCCUUGCUCUGUUUUCCAGCGAUGAACAGUGGUAUAGAGCUCAAGUUAUUUGCAAAGAAGCCGAUUCAUUUCGUGUCAGGUUUAUUGACUAUGGAAAUGAGUCCAACGCUGACUUCAAGAAUGUGAGACCACUGCCUCAGACUCUGCUGGAUGCAGCUCCUCAGGCCUUUUUGUGCUCUCUGGAUGGAUUUGAAGUGUCCAGGGGCUCCUGGGAUGACAAUGUUUAUGAUGACUUCCACACGCUCUUGGUUGACAAACCACUCAGAGUGACAGUGCUCAGCAUGAACAACCAAACAGAGCUUGCUGUUCCUCAGUUUAAAGUUCAAGUUGACUGUGAUGGAGUGGUUGUGAAGGAACUGAUGGAGAAAUAUUGGAAAGGACUGAACACGGACCAUUCCUCAGCAGAAGCAUUCAGGCCAGAACAGGAUGAAGAGGAUUGUUGAGGAUUAAAGUCGUUAAAUAGCUGCCCAGUGACCGCUCUGGAUCCAGAUAAAUGUCCUCGGAGGGAACCAACAGUCAACACUGCUGUUAUGUGAAUUGUUUGUUUUGUUAAAAAUUUUAAUUUUACAAAAUACAUGAAGUAAAAUAAAUGAAAUGAAUCCUA
Messenger RNA from Notolabrus celidotus (New Zealand spotty), 5537 nucleotides. RefSeq names its product tudor domain-containing protein 6 (gene tdrd6b). NCBI's taxonomy places the organism in Eukaryota, Metazoa, Chordata, Actinopteri, Labriformes, Labridae. The transcript is spliced from 4 exons. Gene Ontology annotation, biological process: spermatogenesis. The record is from RefSeq and is a predicted model, not a curated record. Bases 268 to 5376 code for a protein of 1702 amino acids.